AUGACGCCGGCCUCAUCGGACGCUGACCGGGUCAACAAGCGGCUCUGCUAUCUUCCUCAUCACGGCGUGAUGCGGGAAGCUAGCUCCACGACCAAGCUGCGGGUCGUGUUUAAUGGCUCGUCAAGAUUGCCGUCGGGAGAGACCCUCAAUCAGCACCUGCAAGUCGGACCGAACCUACUACCAGCGCUUGCUGAUAUUCUGCUGCGGUGGCGUCGUCAUCGAUAUGCCAUUGCCUCGGACAUCGAAAAAAUGUAUAGGCAGAUCGACGUCCACCCUCAGGAUCGCGACCUGCAAAGGAUUGUGUGGCGUGAAGGUAAAGAUAUGGACAUCAAGGAGUUCCAACUGAACACCGUGACUUACGGGUUGGCGUGCGCUCCCUAUUUGGCGAUUCGCACUCUCCGACAACUCGCGGAUGACGAAGCCUCCAGGUGGCCCCUCGGUGCGGACGUCCUUCGACGGGACGUCUACAUGGACGACGUCCUGACGGGGGCACCAACCGUUGCUGAGACUGAGGAGAUCCAGCAGCAACUCACGCAGAUCUGCAGGGCGGGCGGUUUCCCGCUGAAGAAGUGGUCGGCCAACCAUUCGUCAUUGCUCGAGAGUCUGCCAGCGGAGGACCUUCUACAGCGGGAGCCCCGGUGGUGGCAACCAGGUGAGAGCCACGCUACCUUGGGCCUCAGAUGGCACCCGCACAAUGACAACUUCGCCUUCUCGACGCCAACGAUGCGGCUGGACAGGAUAUCUAAAAGGACAGUCCUGUCACUAACGGCCAAGUUAUUUGACCCGAUGGGAUGGCUCGCACCCACCACGGUGCGAGCCAAGAUACUUAUACAGUCGACGUGGUUACUGGGAGUCGACUGGGACACACCGCUCCCCGACGGCGACGCUCAGCGGUGGCUGGAGUUCCAGGCGGAGCUACCUCUGUUGGAGAGCAUCCGCGUUCCCCGCUGGCUGAAUAGCGGAACUGGCUGCCGGAGGGAAAUCCAUGGCUUCGCCGACGCAUCUGAAAGAGCCUACGCCGCAGUCGCUUAUCUGCGGACAGAGGAUCGGGAAGGACGUGUAGAGGUCGCGCUAGUUACCGCGAAAACCAAGGUAGCGCCGCUAAAGCAGAUAACUCUACCACGUUUAGAACUUUGUGCAGCAACGCUGCUCGCUCGGCUCAUCAGUCACAUCCGUCACGUCCUGGAAGCAACGGAGGUGCCCCUUCACCUCUGGUCGGACUCUACCGUAGCUCUAGGAUGGAUCCGUGGACACCCGACUUCUUGA
This is a messenger RNA of Formica exsecta, 1266 nucleotides long. RefSeq lists its product as uncharacterized. The coding region runs from base 1 to 1266 and encodes 421 amino acids. Lineage: Eukaryota; Metazoa; Arthropoda; Insecta; Hymenoptera; Formicidae. The record is from RefSeq and is a predicted model, not a curated record. The transcript has a single exon.